Messenger RNA from Columba livia (rock pigeon), 4538 nucleotides. RefSeq names its product glutaredoxin and cysteine rich domain containing 2 (gene GRXCR2). The transcript has 4 exons. Bases 2044 to 2781 code for a protein of 245 amino acids. Lineage: Eukaryota; Metazoa; Chordata; Aves; Columbiformes; Columbidae. Gene Ontology annotation, cellular component: microvillus; stereocilium base; stereocilium shaft. The record is from RefSeq and is a predicted model, not a curated record. Gene Ontology annotation, biological process: sensory perception of sound.
UCACAAGCUGCUACAAUUAUAGAUCCGAAGCUCGCAGCUCGUCCCCCCCACCCACAGACACAACGCCCCACGCUGCCGCUGGUGAGGGGCGAGUGGCAGGACCUGCCUGUGCCCCCGAUCCCUGAGGGCCGGGGUGGGGAGCGGUGUGUCCCCCGGACCGGGCUCCCCGCGCAGCACCCCAGCUGUGCACAGCUGCAGCGCUGGGCCCGUACACGGCUGAUGCUAAUUGAGAGGAGCCUGCACAUUUAGUGAAUACAGCGAUUUGCUGGAAGACAUAAUUAGGCCAGAGUGAAUGUGCAGGGCUGUGCACAGCACGGGGACCUGCAGCCAGCAGAGCAGGAAUCUCCCUAAAAUCUUCCAUGUCAGACCAGCCCCUGGUCCGCUCUGCUACGUCCCGGUCAGGCAGGCGGCCAGCGGCCACCCCCUCCUGCUCGUCCCCCUCCGGAGGGACACACAGCGGGGACAGACCCACCGGCAGCUGGAUGUUGAGUCUCCUUUCACCUUUCUCCCUUUUGAGAGGCAUACAUCAGCCGGCGGAUAAAAGCCAAGCACUGAGAAGCCAUCUACACUUAUGUAAGAAGAGUGGUUUGAAGAGCUGUUUAUUAAUCUCAGGGAGAGUCAAAUGCUGCAUUUUGCCCAUAACAGCCUUGUACAAUCUUGCUGUUGGGUAACACGAAGGCUUCAGCUGAUUCUGAAGUAGCUGGAGCAGAGUGGUGCCUAUCCAGAAAUAGAGAAGUAUUUUUAAAUGAAAUGUAUUCACCGAUUUUCCAGCAGACAGAUUGUUAUGUGUUUGUUGGUGUGUCAUUAGAAGUAGCUGGUGGUGGAGCCGGGCUGAGCAGCAGCGAGCCGACGGAUGGGCACCAUCCUCACUGUGCACAGGGCGGUCACCGGGGCCCUUCCUCCUCCUCCUCCUCCUCCUGCCACUGCCUGGUCUGUGCACCGAGAGCUGCGGUGGCAGUCCAAGAGGGAACAGAGGGGACUAAACCUGACACCAGGCUUGUGAGAAUUUGGGCCAGACCCAGACCAGGCUUUGGCACCUCUAAGCUGGAACCUGCGAUGCCUGAUCUCAGGCAGUGGGUCCCCCGUGGGUGCAGCUGGUGGGUGACAGGGUGACACUGCCACCUCCACCGGCAACAGACACCCUGCACACCCGUGUGGGUGACGGGGCUUUGGCAGGAGACACGAGCCCUUGGGGCUGCUGCCCGCUGGUGCUGGCGUUUCCCUGGGGUGACGGCACUCCCUGCUCCGGUGCCCGUGGUGGGACACAGAGCUGCUGGUGGCACCGCGGCCCCGGUGCCCGUGGUGGGACACAAUGCUGCCGGUGGCACCGCGGCCCCGGUGACCGUGGUGGGACACAAUGCUGCCGGUGGCACCGCGGCACCGGUGACCGUGGUGGGACACAGAGCUGCCGGUGGCACUGCGGCCCCUCCCGCAGCGCCGGGCUGAGGUUGCUGUUCUGUGCUCCCGCAGCUUCAUCCCUCUCUGCUUGCUGGUACAUUCAGGUCCAGGGCAGUGGAAAAGCACAGAACACCAGGCACUAAAUCCCGCCUCGCUGGGGUUUGCCUGAUAAGGGCUGACUCUGCAGGGAUGCAAUUUUCAUUUUUUAAGACAAGAAAUAAGGGUUUCCAAGCAGCAACAGACCGAGCACCAUCUAACAGGCCUUUGGAAGGUGCUUUGAUCCCUGCUCAGCUGUUCUUCACGCAGGUCUGACCACAGAAAAUGUCAGGCUUCAGUUAGCUAAUUAAACACAGAUGCAACUAAGAGCACUGCACUUCCAGUGCGCCAGGUGCAGAGCGGGGCUGCAGCUCCGCGGGGAAGCCCGGGGUUAUAAACAGGGCUGCUCAAAAAGCCCCAGUCCUGGAGGGGACAGGCCUGGUGCAGGAUGGCGGCGUGGAGGGGCGGUGUCAGUUUGCUGUAAGAUGAGAGGAACUACUAGAUACCUUGAAUUAUACAUUGUGUGGCUGGGGAAGGCUGCGGAGAGUUUUCCUUUGGACCCAAAGCUCUCGGAGCUGAUCUCCAGGACCUGCAGCCUGACAUCCCACGAUGGACGAGCACCAGAAAAAGCUCGGUCAUCGGCAUGAGGGAAGGCCCCGCAAAGUCAGGUUCAAGAUAUCGUCCUCGUACAGCGGCCGCGUGUUAAAACAGGUCUAUGAAGACGGGCAGGAGCUGGAGCCCCCGGCCAAGGAGCACUCUCGGCGUUUUCUGCGCCACAGCUUCGAGCCAGGGGACCGUUUCUGCGGGGCUGGGGAAGCACCAGAGAACAGGUUUCACCCGCCGGCCACGCUCACUGCCCGGCGGAUCAGCAUCUUCAGAGAGGACACGGAACUCGGCCUGACCAGCCGCUCGCCGCUGCCCGGCGGCUGCCAGCCCAGCCACAGCCGCUGCCCGGCUUCCCCAAUUCUAGAUUUUGGCAAGAUCAUCAUCUACACUAAUAACCUGAAAAUCAUCCGUGCACCGAUGGACCAGAAAGAGCUCAUGAGAAGAAUCAUCCAGGCAGAGGGAAUAAAUGACUGGGCCUUCAUAUACCGGGAACAGAAAGAGAGAUUUGGUAGUGGACAUAAAAAAGAUGUGGAAAAAAAGGCUGUCUGCAACCAGUACGUGCAGGACGGGGCCGCUGAACACGGCUGCUCGCAGUGCAAAGGCUCGGGCUCCGCUCCCUGCUCGCUGUGCCACGGCAGCAAGUUUUCAAUGCUGGCAAACAGGUUCAAGGAGUCCUACCGCGCUCUGCGGUGUCCGGCGUGCAACGAGAGCGGGCUGCAGCCCUGCCGGGUCUGCGCCUGACCGGCACCGCCGUCCCGAGCAGCACCGGCACCCCCCAAAUUGUGCUGAAAACCUGGAGCUGUUUAACCUUCGAGCAGCCUUGCUACAAUGACAAGUUUUUAAACGAUGGGAAAGACACGUUAUACACAUCUCACCAAAACAGCGAACACUUCACCUCAGCUACCAACUGUCAUCUUUGUCUACUACAUACGCCCGUCUAACUUUAAACCCAGCCCAGACCUGGGUUCUGCAGAGAUGCCGUCUCAGGCGUGAACGGACCCGCUGACACCAGGGAAAACUGUGUUUGGGAGGGAAGCACCUGUGCAAGUGUGUCCGCAUCUGGAGCUCAGCCAGAUCUGCUGGCACCGACCCCGCUGGGUACCCGGUGCCCGGCAGAGCCGCGUCCCAACCGCCGGCGCCCGGUAACGGCAGGACAAGCAGCAGCAGCAGCGGUGCGGUUUGGUGUCAGGCCUGUUUGUACCCAGCGGAGCAGUGCCUCCCCUGCGUUAACUGCUGGAUGUUUAAACUGCCCUGUCCGCUGCAGUUAACUCUGAAACGGCCCCUCGGUGUCACAAGCAUUUCCUGCAGAUUUUGCUGACUCUCACAUCUGCUUUAGCAGACACCAUGAUUCAUCUGGGGGCUGAUUUAUGGGAGGAUAUUGAAAAUAUCUUCCCAAACCUGGAGCUAUUAAAAAUGUACAAUAAUUUAUUAUUGUAAAUAGAACUUAUUAAGUUUUUAGCCUUGUGAGGAAGUGCUGAACUAAAACUCCCCUGCAUGAUGCUCAGCACUUUACAGUACCAGGCUGGUAGUGAGCUGGACUUUGGUUGCUUAAUAUUAAUCCCAUGAUGUAAUCUUUAGAAGGUAAGCUCUAAUUAGCCGGGGCCAAGCAAUGAUGUGGGAUACCAUGCCCCUGGUGGCACAGAACACAGGGGCUUCAAAUGGUUGAGGUGAGGAGGGGAAAUGGUAUUUUUUCCCCAAAGCAUGAACUGAUUACAUUUUAUAUUCACGAGUGCUGUUAACGCAGCUGUAACUCCCAAAUUGCCUCUGAGAGUCUGGUGAGCCAAGAGACUGCUCCCAUCCACUUCAUGCUGAGGUUGCAGGGCUGGACGGGGUAAUUUACGGCCAAGUUUCUGUUUUCCUACGGUGGGUUAUAAGAUACUUAAACAAUUAGGAAUAAUCCUGCUGUAGCUCUUAGGCUCCCAUAUGACUCCUACUGAAAUUGUUUGGUGAGUACUGAGGGUUUAUUUUUUUAAAGAAGUGCAUAAUCUAUGGCAGAUAACUUGAUUGGCUUCAUUUAUCACAGUAUCACAGUAUUUAUCCUAUACAGGAUCUGCAGUACAAAAAACGCAGUCCUUUGGGUGUUCAUGGAGGGCAGAGGAGACCUUACAAACCAGAAACUGCUGGCGAGUGCAUCUCUUCCCUCAGAUUUGACCUGUUUGAUCUCAGAGGUUGCUGGGCUUGUUUAAAAGUUUGCUGGCUUAAAAUAAGACACAGGCAACCAGGCAAAAUUGUUGCCCGAUAAUGUUUACAAUAAAACUAGGUGCAAAUAUGCAUUUAUAAAAUCAGUAAUUAUCGUUCUUCAGUAAUUAGGCUGUUUCUCAACCCGUGGCUCUGGCUGUGUCAGCUGUUCCCGUCCAGCCCCACGCGUCACGGGCGCGCUCGCAGCCACGAGCCGAGAGCCGAGCGGGUGCGCGGCCCCGCCGGGUUGGGGGUUUGCUCCCCUCUGCUUUAAACGCACCCCAUUUAUUUUUGGUAGUGCACCGCCCUGAUUUACCAAU